AUGAGCCACGACUCCGGGUCCAGCGCCGGCGCAGGCGUGGAGUCCCUCUCGCUGGACCUACUCGCCCACGCGCUGGCGGGCGUCCGCGACCCGCGGGACCGCAAGUCGUGCCGCCUCGCCAGCCGCGCCUUCGCUCGCGCCGAGGCCGCGUCCCGCCGCGCCGCGCGGGUGCUCCGCCGGGAGGCGCUCCCGCGGGCGCUGCGCACGUUCCCGGCGCUGUCCUCGCUCGACCUCUCCGCGUGCGCGGGCCUCGACGACGCCUCCCUCGCCGCCGCGCUGCCCGUCCCCGGCUCCUCCGCCGAGCCGCCGGGCCUGCUGCUGCCCGUCCGCCGGGUGCGGCUCGCGCGGGCCAGCGGCGUCGGGUGGCGCGGCCUGGAGGCGCUCGUGGCGGCGUGCCCGAGGCUCGAGGCCGUCGACCUCUCCCACUGCGUCGCCGCCGGGGACAGGGAGAUGGCCGCCCUCGCCGCGGCCGGGCUCAGGGAGCUCGUCAUGGACAAGUGCCUCGGCGUCACCGACGUCGGGCUCGCCAAGGUCGCCGUCGGCUGCCCCGGGCUCCAGAGUCUCAACGUCAAGUGGUGCCGCGAGAUCUCCGACAUCGGCGUCAAGCUGCUCGCCAAGAAGUGCCCCGAACUGCGCAGCGUCGACAUCUCCUACCUCAAGGUGACCAAUGAAUCCCUUAGAUCACUCUCCACUCUUGAGAAGCUAGAGGACAUAGCAAUGGUCAGCUGCUUGUUUAUAGAUGAUGAUGGCCUACAAAUGCUAAGUAUGUGCAACUCGCUGCAGGCAAUUGGUUCUACCUGCAAGAAUUUGGUUGAGAUUGGGCUUAGCAAAUGCAAUGGCGUUACAGAUGAUGGUAUUGUUUCGCUAGUUGCUCAUUGCUGUGACUUAAGGACUAUCGACGUGACAUGCUGCCAUCUUCUUACAAAUGAUGCCCUUGCUGCAAUUGCCGAGAACUGUAGAAAGAUUGAAUGCCUUCGACUGGAAUCCUGCCCUUUUAUAAGUGAGAAGGGACUAGAGCCAAUCGCAACCCUCUGUUCCCACCUUAAGGAGAUUGACCUCACUGACUGUCGUAUUAAUGAUGCAGCUUUGCAGCACUUGGCAAGUUGCUCGGAACUGCUGAUCUUGAAGCUUGGCCUCUGCUCUAGCAUUUCUGAUGAAGGCCUUGUUUAUAUUAGUUCAAACUGUGGAAAGCUUGUGGAACUUGAUCUAUACCGUUGUAGUGCUAUUACUGAUGAUGGGCUGGCAGCUGUAGCUAGUGGCUGCAAGAAGAUCAGGAUGCUAAACUUAUGCUAUUGCACCCAAAUCACCGAUGCUGGUUUGAAGCAUGUAAGCGCUCUGGAAGAACUCACAAACCUGGAAUUGAGAUGCCUGCGGCGCAUCACGGGCAUUGGGAUCACCUCCAUCGCCAUUGGUUGCACUAGCCUGAUAGAACUGGACCUUAAACGCUGUUAUUCUGUGGAUGAUGCUGGCCUGUGGGCUCUUUCAAGAUACUCCCAGAACCUUAGACAACUUACUAUCUCCUACUGUCAAGUCACUGGCCUGGGCCUGUGCCAUCUGCUGGGCUCACUGAGGUGCCUCCAGGACGUGAAGAUGGUUCACCUCUCCUGGGUCUCCAUUGAAGGGUUUGAGAUGAGGCGCUGA
This is a messenger RNA of Miscanthus lutarioriparius, 1641 nucleotides long. The record is from the annotation of a GenBank genome assembly. Lineage: Eukaryota; Viridiplantae; Streptophyta; Magnoliopsida; Poales; Poaceae.